UUUAUUCCAGCCAAUAUUGCGAGCUUUGUUCCAUGGCGAAAUAUUCCCGCAAAAUGUUUAUAACAUUCUAAAGACGUUAAUGGGCUGCAACCUGAAUUUUUAUCAAGCGGAGUUGUGCGUCAAUAAUUUAUUAUUUAAUUACCUCGGUCACGAUCCUGAGCAGUUAAAUUUAACUCAGCUGCCCUUUAUCGCGAGUCACGUACCCAUUGCCGUUUCGCUUACGACGGUGGUGCACUUCGUUCAAGUAAUUCAAUCGGGUAAAUUUCGUCAAUAUGACUACGGUGCUACAAAAAAUCUCUUGAUAUAUAAAUCGAUGGAACCUCCAGAGUACAAUCUAUCGAGUAUCACGCUACCAAUGGCGAUAUACUAUGGCAACAAUGACUUGAUGCUAGAUCCUAUUGAUGUGAAGAGGGUUUACAAUUUACUUCCCAACGUAAUAGAUAUGUACGAAGUGCCGUGGCCCAAUUUUAAUCACGUGGAUUUUGUAUUUGCUAAUAAUGCGCCAAAACUUUUGUACGAAAGAGUUUUGAAGGUCAUAAAAGGAAAAUAUCAAAGCAAUGUAACAACGAUAUGAAAAUAGAUACAUUUUAAUGAUGUAGAUGUUAAAUAAAUAAAUAA
Molecule: messenger RNA, 618 nt
Organism: Nylanderia fulva
Lineage: Eukaryota; Metazoa; Arthropoda; Insecta; Hymenoptera; Formicidae
Product: lipase 1-like
Source: RefSeq, a predicted model, not a curated record